AGGGGCGUUUGGGGCAUCAGGAAUAGGGCAGAUAUACUCCGAUGCUCGGACCGACCUCGUUGCUCCACCGCUCUCCCUGUCGAUACCUCACCUCGCCCCCCUCAUGGAAUCCACUGUCUUGGUCCUUUCCUUCCUCACUGCUCCUCUCCUCGUCCAGAAUUCUCCGGUGAUCUUUCACCAAUCCUUUUCUCCAUCUCGGAGCUCCAUUAUCCCGGUUUUUCUCUCUUGAUUUCGAGAAAGAUCCCUUCUUUCUGUGAAAUAUUUUAUUUUGGUGGUCCUCUCGUCGUCGAUGACUCGUGUGCAUUUCUUUCAGAGUCACGGGACUUCGAUGAGUUCUGGGCAGUUGCAGCAUUAGGAGAGAAUAGAAGGACAAAUUUGGGUUUUUGGAAGUGGUUAGGGUUGCGUAUUGCUGUGAGUUUAUGGGAAUGGGUUUGUCGAAGUAUGAGGCUGUGCCAAAGACUACCUUAUUCGCUUUCCUUCUUCUUUGUCUGCUGGUUGGGUCGGCGGGUGGCAAUUUGGUGCUGAUCGGCAGAAAUGUAUCAUUGACAUUCCCGGAUGUCGAGGCCAAUUUUGCUCCAUCGGUAAAAGGAUCUGGUGAGAAUGGGGUAUUAUAUGUUGCCGAACCACCUGAUGCAUGUGCUCCAUUAACAAAUGAAGUUGCUCAAGGUUUAGAUUCUCGAUUUGCAUUGAUUAUAAGAGGAGGAUGUACAUUUGAUGUUAAAGUCAGAAGUGCACAAAAUGCUGGCUUCAAAGCUGCAAUUGUAUAUGACAAUGAAGAUAGAGGUUCCCUGAUUUCAAUGGCAGGAAAUUCAAUUGGCAUCCAUAUCCAUGCUGUGUUUGUUUCUAAGGCCUCUGGCGAGAUACUAAAGAAAUAUUCUGGUCGGACUGAUUUGGAGUUGUGGAUUAUACCCACCUUCAAGAAUUCAAUAUGGUCGAUUAUGGCCAUCUCCUUCAUAUCACUACUUGUCGUGUCUGCUGUGCUUGCUAUGUGUUUCUUCAUCCGCAGACACCAUAUCAGGCAUGAACGGCCUAGAGUUUCUAACGUUCGAGAGUUCCGUAGAAUGAGCAGUCAACUGGUUAAAGCUAUGCCAAGUCUCAUAUUCACCUCAGUUGUGGAUGAUAAUUGCACUUCAACAACUUGUGCUAUUUGCCUAGAAGACUACAAUGUUGGGGAGAAGCUUAGGCUAUUGCCAUGUCAUCAUAAGUUCCAUGCAUUUUGUGUCGAUUUCUGGCUCACUAGUUGGAGGUCUUUUUGCCCUGUUUGCAAGCAAGAUGCUAGGGCAGGAAUACCUAAUAUUCCAGCUUCUGAGUACACUCCUUUACUGUCUUCUGGUGCAGCAACUCCAUCUUCCAAUGCAGGACUAUCAUCAUUUUGCUCAUCCAUGGCAUCGUCCCCAGCCAUCCAAAUAUCUCCUCGGCGGUCACAGUCAAAUUGCCAACCACAUUCAUUCUCUAGUGCUCGUUCCCCAGCUACUCAAAUAGCUACAAUGACUCCCCAUUCACAAUCAAGUUCGUUCUCUAGUGCAUGUAUCGCUAACCCACAAAGCUCUUAUGGUCACUCACAAGCAUUUAGAAUUGGUAGAAGUUCUUUGGACCCUAGAAAUGCAUCAUCUCAUAGACCUCAAACUUAUCUUCUAUCAUCUCAUUCCUUGGAAUUUCCUGGGUCAUCGUCUAUCAAUUCAGGACUUGCAUCCUCUUAUAUUCUUGGUUCAAGUUAUGUGUCCCCGAGCAACCUUGCUGCAUCUUCGAGUUGACAGUCAUACUUGAGACAUUGCACUGAAUCAGGUGCAAGCCUAUCUGAGUUGGCCUCGGCUCAAUCUCCGCCAGGAUGUUGAUUUAUAUCAAUUUUCUGCAAUGAGGUCUUGAACUAUGUACAGCUGCAGUUUUGCUGCACGUUAUCAAUUCUUUGUUGUAUGGGUUGUCAGAUCCUAGAUGGCAGCAUGAGUUGCAGUAACAAUUUGAUUCACUGUUCUACAAUGAUGUGGUGGUUCAUGUGCUCAACAUGAUUAUUCAGGUUUUAUGGUUUCGAUCUAAUUUUGUGUUUGGCUGCUGUCAUCAUUGUGUGAUGGGAUCACAAGAUGCUGAUUUGCUUUGAUGUGUAGAAGUGUUGGUCAUUGAUUGUUUGAGGACAAAACAUGCACUUACAUGAGACGGGUUCUGUAAUCUGUGGAUGAGUUAGCCUCCUCUAAGAUCUGUGGCUACAGUGUAUCUUUCAGACUUACAGCCCAAGGGUGUCAAUUGAAUGUUGGAUGUAGUGUGCCAUGUAGUUUAUUACCAAGCGUAAAAGCUUUGCAGGUAUAUAAAAAAAAUGAUUUUUUUGCUCA
This is a messenger RNA of Musa acuminata AAA Group (dessert banana), 2324 nucleotides long. Its product is annotated as receptor homology region, transmembrane domain- and RING domain-containing protein 1. The transcript has 4 exons. Bases 420 to 1754 code for a protein of 444 amino acids. The record is from RefSeq and is a predicted model, not a curated record. NCBI's taxonomy places the organism in Eukaryota, Viridiplantae, Streptophyta, Magnoliopsida, Zingiberales, Musaceae.